AUGGAUGAAAGUAAUCCAUACAAUAGAAUCACUGAAUUCACACCACAUGGAUAUGCUGCUGAUACACAAACUGAGUACUCAUACACUCCGAACUGGAGCCGUGAGGAUUAUGAUGAUUACAGUCCAUAUGGAGUCAAAAGUAAUUAUAGUAACAAUUUACCUUAUGAAGGAAAAUUUACCCCAAAAUACAACCCUGCAUCUAAUGAAAACUUGAAAAACCCUCCCCAAACUCCAAAAAAAGUAUCAUUUAGCAAUGAGUUUCUGUACAAUGAUAAAUCGGACACAGACGUUAGCUCAAACUUAGAUGAAGUUACAACUCCUUUUGAAUGUUUUACAAAUUCUGAAAAAGAAAGUUUGCUUAGUGAACACUUUCCUAAGAAAGUGCAUGGCUAUCAAAGUCAUGAUGAAGACAUAAGCUUUCUUAAAGAAAGUAUUCCAUAUCAUUCAAGCAAUGGUGGUAAGGAAUCAGAAGAUAGUGAAAACAAAAAACAAUCAUCCUUGGAAGAGAAAGCAUCUCUUAAGAACCCAAUGUUUGGUUCUAACACAGAACAUUUAAAAUAUUCAGAAGAAAAUGAAAAUGACAAAAGUAUUAGCAUCCUAGAAAACAAAACCACAACUAGUAAGAAUAACAUCCUUAAGCCCACAUUUGAAAAUGUAGAAGAAAAUAGUAUUGAAGCACUGGAUAAAACCUCGAUUGAGGAUUUAGCCAGUACAAAAGGUAGCAUGCACAAUCACAACACAGAUACACCACUUGGCCUGGUAUCUAGAAAUGACAGUGUGCCAGACACUACAAUAGCAAAUGAAAUACACAGAGAUGAUGGAAAUGAGAGGAUGCCAUCUAUUGAAAAAUUAGGUGAUAGUAAAAAAUCUUCUUCUGAGCUUGAAAAUGAACAUUCUAAAACAACUAGUUUAAAACCCUCAUCAUUAGACGUAGAUUUUGAUCAUUGUAAAAAUGUUUCACCUAAUAAUACAGGUGGCGUAGAAUCUGACAUGGAAAAUACACAAACAAACAUAGGACAAGACUCUAUCCAAUCAUUGUCAAGCCAAGAUCAACAGCAGAAAGAUGGUAGUUUGGUAAAUAUGCAAGGUAGAAAGGUUGAAGAACUUGAUGAGUUACAAGCUAAAAGCGAUGUUAGUUAUGAUGGAGAUAAUCAGGUAGUUCAAGUUCAAGAACAAAAAAGCGCUAAUGAUUCUCAUUCUCCUGAACAGUUUCAAGAUCCAAACACAUUCAUACAUCAAGACAUGACAGAGUAUCCACCUAAUUAUGAUACUAAACCAAAUACUAAACCCGAAAAUCUGUAUGAGAAGGAACAAGAGGGUUACGUAAAUAAAGAGUACGUUGAACAUGAACAUGGAAAAGAAAAGUAUGAAUCGGAGAAAAAAUCAACGAAAUCAUCAAAUGAAAAUCAACCUUUAGAAUAUGAAGAGAAAAACUUCAGAGGUAGUCAACAGGACAUUCAAAGUUAUUCUCAAAAGCAAUAUGAAGAUGAAAUGUAUACAAAUCCUGCCAAGAACGCUGAACAUUACCUGCCUGUAGGUUCAUCUGAGAAUUAUGUGGCAGAACAUGAAGGUGAAUAUCCAUCAGAGUACACUGAACAACAUCAUGCUCCUGAAUUACAAGAUUCAUCAAGAGUCCCUCCAAAUGCACCAGAACAGUAUAAAACAGAUUAUAAUACAGAAUAUCAAGACGAACCCCAGUAUGGUUACAACAAAGUUGAUGCUACAUAUGAUGAUCAAUAUGAGAAAGGUGACCCUCAGUAUAGUCAGCAACAGCAACCUCCCUAUGAUCAGUAUCAACAAGAGCCUGGUGGACUUCCAUAUGAUCAGUAUGACCAACAAACGGCUGAAGUUCCUUAUGGUCAAUAUCAACAACCGACGGCUGAAGGUGUAUAUGAUCAAUAUGAACAGCAAACUGCAGAAGUUCCAUAUGACCAAUAUGAGCAACAACCCGCUGAAAUUCCAUAUGAUCAGUAUGAACAACAACCACCAGAACCUCCAUACGAUCAGUACGAGCAACAACCGGCAGAAGUUCCAUAUGAUCAAUACGAGCAACAACCAGCAGAAGUUCCCUAUGAUCAAUACGAGCAACAACCAUCAGAAGUUCCAUAUGAUCAAUACGAGCAACAACCUUCAGAAGUUCCGUAUGAUCAGUAUGAGCAACCACCAGCAGAUGUUCCGUAUGAGCAGUAUGAGCAACAGCCAGCAAAUGUUCCCUAUGAUCAGUAUGAGAAACGACCGGCACAAAUUCCAUAUGAACAGUACGACCAACAACCAGCUGAAGUUCCAUAUGAUCAAUAUGAGCAACAGCCAUCAGAAGUUCCCUAUGAUCAGUAUGAGCAACAACCAUCAGAAGCUCCGUAUGAUCAGUAUGAGCAACAACCAGCAGAAGUUUCGUAUGAUCAGUAUGAGCAACAACCAACAGAAGUUCCUUAUGAUCAGUAUGAGCAACAACCAGCAGAACAAUAUGACAAUCAGUACCAAGGAGCUGGUGACCAGUAUGAUAACUAUAACUAUCCCUAUGAUCAAACGCCAACAGUAGAACAGACUUACACGGGAGAUCAAAGCCAAAAUUAUGUAGAAGAAACUCAACCUUAUGAUUACAAAGAGCCUCAACAGCAGCCUUAUGAUGAACAGGAACCUUAUGGAGCAAAUUUACCAUAUGAAGAAACCAAACAAAUCCAUCCAGAACAAGUAUACAAUACCGGUACUCCAGACUAUGUGCCUAAACCAGAUGAUAGUCAAUAUCCAACACAACAAGAGGAAUUAGCUACCCCUUAUACACAAGAAGAGCUCAGCUCCAGAGAGGCAAGAGAACCUACUCUUACAAUGAAGCAGAUAUUGGAGUCCGAUUCAGAGUCUUCAGCUGUUCAGAAAUCUGCAACUCAGGAAGACAGCAGCGACUUUGAUUUUAGUAACAGCCAGAAGUGAGCCACUACUGAGCCAGA
Molecule: messenger RNA, 2945 nt
Organism: Macrosteles quadrilineatus (aster leafhopper)
Lineage: Eukaryota; Metazoa; Arthropoda; Insecta; Hemiptera; Cicadellidae
Exons: 3
Coding region: 1-2928 (975 amino acids)
Source: RefSeq, a predicted model, not a curated record